CCAAACGAAACCUUGAAAAAUAGCCCCCCGAUGAUGGAUCGAUGGAUCGAUCGAUCGAUCGAUCGAUCUGUUCCAUCCGGAGGAUCAUUGGCAUGUUGCUCUUGCAACCAUCCUCAUCUCUCUCCCCGUACCGGUACGAGUACUUGCGAGCUUGCAUCAAUCCUGCAGUUGCUGCGCCUCGAAUCCACCACAGGAAUGGAUGGGAUAAGAGGCAUCGUCACAUUGAUUGAAUGAACCUUCCGACCGAUGGCGGCGGCAGCAGUGGCAGCGGCAGCAAUGGCACAAAGGCGAUCGGCGGCUCCGAUGGCGGCGGUGUGGUCCGUGGUACCGGCACCGGCGCUAGGCCGUGCAUCCUGAUCGAGGUGUGCCGGGGGCCCGACUGCACGGGGCUGGGGGGAGGAAUCGCCGUCCUGGAGAUCGAGGAACUGGUGCAAGAGCACAACAGCGGCGGUGCAACCCCAAGCGCAACCACAAGCGCAAGCGCAGGCGCAGACACAGACACAACCCCAACCGGCGGMGCGAAGCUGCGCGUGGUGGACGGGGGCUGCCGGGACCUCUGCUCGGUCGGGCCGAACGUCCACGUCCUCGCCUCGCACCCUUCCAGCGGGCGGCGGAAGCGCAGARCCCGGAGGACCCUCCUGGAAUCCGUCCACUCCGUCGGGGAUCCGGGGGCCUGCUUGCGCGCUUUGGAGACCGCCGCUGCCUGGGGGGGAGCGUCCCCCGGCCCUUGCGGCGGCGGUUCUCCCCCUGCGGCUCAAGCGAAGGCGUCCCMGGUGGACAAGGCCUUUUCCGUGCUGGCCCGGAGGACCGAGCGGGCCCGGUGGGAGGCCCUCAGGGACGUCUCGCGGACGAUCGCAAGGUGCCGGAGGGCGGCGGGCCAACACGAUGGAAGCGGCCCUUCCGCAAGGAAGCUCGCGGCCUGGAAGGACUCCUGUAGGGACCGCAUCGAGCGGGGCCCGGCCGGGACCACGCCGAGGGACCAGCGGAGGACGAGGCGGCUGGUCGCCAUUGCCUCGGAACGGCUCGAUCGCUCGUGCCGGGGCGGCGAGAGCAGCGACGGUGACGAGAGCGACAGCGACAGCGACACCAGCGGGGACGAAUGAAAGAGAGAAAACGGCGGGAAACGCCCUCGGUGUGGAUCGAUCCACGUGGAGGUCGGCCGUUUGGUAGAAACACCAAACGAAAAUGCCAUCGAACCCAUCGAUUGGCGCUGGAGGAGAGGACUGCCGAGGAGCCCGGUCGCACGCAAAUGACAAACCAACCAUCAUGGGCGAUGAACGGUGAAAUCUAUUCUGUGGGACUUUGGUCGGCCUGCCAUGAUCCCAUAGACUGCAACGCA
Messenger RNA from Pseudo-nitzschia multistriata, 1339 nucleotides. The record is from the annotation of a GenBank genome assembly. NCBI's taxonomy places the organism in Eukaryota, Bacillariophyta, Bacillariophyceae, Bacillariales, Bacillariaceae.